Dichotomopilus funicola is the source of this 1308-nucleotide messenger RNA. RefSeq names its product peptide chain release factor eRF1/aRF1. Gene Ontology annotation, biological process: cytoplasmic translational termination. Gene Ontology annotation, molecular function: sequence-specific mRNA binding; translation release factor activity, codon specific. Gene Ontology annotation, cellular component: translation release factor complex; cytosol. NCBI's taxonomy places the organism in Eukaryota, Fungi, Ascomycota, Sordariomycetes, Sordariales, Chaetomiaceae. The record is from RefSeq and is a predicted model, not a curated record. Bases 1 to 1308 code for a protein of 435 amino acids. The transcript has 4 exons.
AUGAGCGACCCCAACGCGAGCGAGGCGGAGAAGAACAUCGAGAUCUGGAAGGUGAAGAAGCUCAUCAAGCGCCUCGAGGCUGCGCGUGGAAAUGGCACCAGCAUGAUUUCUUUGAUUAUCCCGCCGAAGGACCAGAUCUCCCGUGCGGCGAAGAUGUUGGCUGAAGAAUACGGCACCGCAUCGAACAUCAAGUCGCGCGUCAACCGCCAGUCCGUCCUUUCCGCCAUUACCUCGACCCAGCAGCGCCUUAAGCUUUACAACAAGGUCCCGCCCAAUGGCCUGGUCGUCUACUGUGGUGAAAUCCUGACCCAAGAAGGGAAGGAACGCAAGGUCAAUAUCGAUUUCGAACCGUUCAAACCGAUCAACACGUCGUUGUACCUGUGCGACAACAAGUUCCACACGGAGGCUCUCGCCGAGCUGCUCGAGUCAGACCAAAAGUUCGGCUUCAUCAUCAUGGAUGGUAACGGGGCGCUGUUUGGUACCCUCAGCGGCAACACUCGCGACGUCGUCCAAAAGUUCUCGGUCGAUCUCCCCAAGAAGCACGGUCGUGGUGGUCAGUCGGCGCUUCGUUUCGCCCGUCUGAGAGAGGAGAAGCGCCACAACUACGUCCGCAAGGUUUCUGAGCUUGCGGUGCAGAACUUCAUCACCAACGACAAGGUCAACGUGGGCGGUAUCGUGUUGGCCGGUUCCGCCGACUUCAAGAACGAUUUGAACGCUUCCGACAUGUUCGACCAGCGUCUGCAGGUCAAGGUCAUCAAGGUCGUAGACGUGUCGUACGGUGGCGAAAACGGCUUCAACCAGGCUAUCGAGCUGUCUUCCGAGACGCUCGGUAACGUCAAGUUUAUCCAAGAAAAGAAGCUGAUUGGCAAGUACUUCGAGGAGAUCAGCCAGGACACGGGCCGCGUCUGCUACGGCAUCGAAGACACGCUCAAGGCUUUGGAACUUGGCGCGGUGGAGACGCUCAUUGUGUUUGAGAACCUCGAGAUUACACGAUCCGUGCUCAAGGACAGCAACGGCAGCGAGAUCAUCCUCCACACGACCAAGCAGCAGGAGCAGGCCAGCCGCGAAAAGUUCAUGGACCGGGAAACGGGCCAGGAAAUGGAGGUGGUGACGCAGGAGUCGUUCCUGGAGUGGAUUGCGGAGCACUACAAAGAUUUCGGCACGGCGCUCGAAUUUGUUUCGGACCGUUCGACCGAAGGGAACCAGUUCGUCAAGGGAUUUGGCGGUAUCGGCGGCAUUCUCCGGUACAAGGUCAACUUUGAGCAGUUAGCCGAAGUAGACGACGAUGAUGACUACUACGAUGAUUGA